UCCCCCUUAGUCUCUCUUUAAUUAGACAACACAAGGCUUCCUCUCUCUCUCUCUCUCUCUCUCUCUCUCUGUGUCUUAUGACUCUGCUUCACCGUCUUCUUCUUCUCCUCCUUUUUUCCAAUUGAUGACUACAAGCCCCGUAAUCUGGAAGCUCAAACGAAGACGACGUCGCAGCGGUGAGGGGUAAAUCCGAAAUUUUCCAUCACCGCCGCCUCAGCAGCAGCAACAGCAACACACUAUAUAUCCUCUUUUGUUAUUACUGCUGCUGUGUUUCCAGACCGAACAAACGAACAGCAACCUCUGUUGAAUGGAUGUCUUGGUGGGCCCCGCCUUCUCCAUCGGGGACGGCCGCGGCCGUCUCUUCGUGAAGCAGAACGUGGAGGCGCUGCCGAGGUCCGAAGAGGCUUCCUCGGACAGCUCGUCCUCGAUCGGGGCUCCCGACGACAGCGAAGAAGACGAUUCCAAAGGAGAUGAUGGCGACGGCGAGGGCGAGGAGGUGCAGAGCAAGUUUAACGGCGGCGGAGGCGGAGGACGGUUGGGUUCUCUGGGUUCGUUUGGUUCGUUAGAAGAGUCUCUUCCAAUCAAGAGGGGAUUAUCCAAUUACUUCUCAGGAAAAUCAAAGUCAUUUGCAAGUCUGUCAGAAGUGAGCUCCUCCGUGAGCUCAGUGAAGGAGGUGGAGAAGAGAGACAACCCAUUCAACAAGAGGAGGAGGGUUUUGAUUGCCUCCAAAUGGUCAAGAAAGUCUUCAUCUUUCUACAACUGGCCCAACCCAAAGUCCAUGCCUUUGCUAGCCCUAGCUGAACAUGAAGAAGAUGAAGAAGAUGAUGAACAGCAGCAGGAACAACAAGAACAGCAAGACCCAUCAUCAGACCAAUCUUCAUCAGAUGACAAGGAACAGCAAGACAGAAGAGCCCCAAAGAAUUUGCUCGACAGAAGGCACAAGAGUUUCAAGUCAAGAAGUUGCUAUUGCCUCUCAGAUCUGCAAGACCAUUAAGAACAUCAACUUGCGUGGCUUAUUUGGUUUUCUUUUUCUUUUUUCUUUUUUCUUUUCUUUCUUUUUUUUAGGGUUGUUGGCUGGAGGGUCUGUCUGUUUCUAUGUCCACCCAGAAAAAAAUUAUAUAAAAUAUAUGUUUUAGUAAAUAUUAUCUCCAUUAUCUUUUGGAUU
Molecule: messenger RNA, 1165 nt
Organism: Prunus dulcis (almond)
Lineage: Eukaryota; Viridiplantae; Streptophyta; Magnoliopsida; Rosales; Rosaceae
Product: probable WRKY transcription factor protein 1
Exons: 2
Coding region: 308-994 (228 amino acids)
Source: RefSeq, a predicted model, not a curated record